AUUUCCCCUUUCGCUCGGUUGUCUGAUUGCAGGUCUCCGCUGGCUCGCGCCCCCUCCCCGGGCGCCCCCGCCGCCCCCUCCCUCGGCCUGACCCUCCCCGGCGUCCCCCCGGCUCCCCCCGCACUCCACCCCACCCCCCGGAGUCGUUUUAUCAGGGGCGCCGCCGUCUCACCUGGUAUUUGCAUCUCGCCCUCCAACUUGCCAUUGGCGGCGCGACGUGUGGGAGAGCCCUGCGCCUCGCCCGCCCGGACCAGCCUGCCCCGGCGCCGAGGUCGCUCCUGCGCUUGGCCCAGCCCAGCAUGCAGCCUUGAACCUGGCUUAGGCCACCACCUACUCCAGCUCUCUACAACCCCUAUUUUACCGUGGCUCGUGGUGUGGGCUCUAGGCUCCAAGGUACAGCAUCUCUUCAUUUAGGAAACCCCACGCCUCCAGAGGGCCCUGCGGAUCCUGCAGUCAGCUCUCUGAGAAGACAGCAUGGCUAUUACUCUGCAGCCCAGUGACCUGAUCUUUGAGUUUGCAAGCAACGGAAUGGAUGACAUCCACCAGCUGGAAGACCCCUCAGUGUUCCCAGCUGUGAUCGUGGAGCAGGUCCCCUACCCCGAAUUACUGCAUCUGUACUCAGGCCUGGAGCUGGACGACGUUCACAAUGGCAUCAUAACAGACGGGACCUUGUGCAUGACUCAGGAUCAGAUCCUGGAGGGUAGUUUUUUGCUGGCAGAUGACAAUGAAGCAACCUCGCAAACCAUGUCAACCACUGAAGUCUUGCUGAACGUCGAGUCUCCCAAUGACAUCCUGGAUGAGAAGCAGAUCUUCAGCACCUCCGAAGUGCUUCCAGACCCGGACCCUGCUCCAGCCGUCACUCUGCCCAGCUACCUGUUUCCUGUCUCUGAGCCCGACGCCCUGAACAGGGCUGGUGACACUGGUGGCCGGGAGGAGUGCUGUCUGGAGGAGAAGGUCCCCAGAGAAGAAAGUACCAAGAAGACUGGAAAAUCAAAGAAGAGACUCCGGAAGACCAAGGGCAACCGCAGUACCUCACCCGUCACUGACCCCAGCAUCCCCAUUCGGAAGAAAUCGAAGGAUGGCAAAGGCAGCACCAUCUACCUGUGGGAGUUCCUCCUCGCACUUCUGCAAGACCGGAACACCUGCCCCAAGUACAUCAAGUGGACCCAGCGAGAGAAAGGCAUCUUCAAGCUGGUGGAUUCCAAAGCGGUGUCCAAGCUGUGGGGGAAGCAGAAGAACAAGCCUGACAUGAACUAUGAGACGAUGGGACGGGCACUAAGAUAUUACUACCAAAGAGGCAUCCUUGCCAAAGUGGAAGGGCAGAGGCUGGUGUACCAGUUUAAGGAGAUGCCCAAGGACCUGGUGGUGAUUGAAGACGAGGAUGAGAGAAGUGAAGUCCCAGCCACAUCCCCUCAGGCCUCCACUCCCUCCACCUCGUCCAGCAGCACCACCCGGCGAGCCAGCUCCAGGGUAUCAUCCAGAGCUGCCCCGCAUGGCAAGGGCGCCACUUCCUGGGAAAAGCCAAAGGUUCAGCACGUUGGUCUACAGCCAUCUGCGAGUCUGGAAUCGGGACUGUCUCUAGACGAGGAGAUCCCCACUACCUCCACGGUGCUUGUCUCUCCACCAGAGAGCCAGGCCAAACGCACCAAAGCUGUGAGUACUUCUUCAGUGCCCAGCAACAUCCACCUAGGAGUGGCCCCUGUCGGGUCAGGCUCGGCCUUGACCCUGCAGACCAUCCCGCUGACCACAGUGCUGACCAACGGGCCUCCUGCCAGUACUACUGCUUCAACCCAGCUCGUUCUCCAGAGUGUUCCGCCUGCUUCGACCUUCAAGGACACCUUCACUUUGCAGGCCUCCUUCCCCCUGAACACCAGUUUCCAAGAGAACCAGGUGGCAGCACCAGGGGCUCCGCUGAUUCUCAGUAGCCUCCCCCAAAUUCUGGCUGGGGGCAACUGUCCGACCAAUCCAGCACCACCCUCGGUCACAGGGGCUGGCCCAGCAGGGCCCAGCUCUCAGCCCCCCGGGACUGUGAUUGCGGCCUUCAUCAGGACUUCUGGUGCCACAGCAGCCCCUGGGGUCAAGGAGGGGCCUCUGAGGCCCUCCUCCUAUGUACAGGGCAUGAUGACUGGGGCCCCCAUGGAGGGGCUGCUGGUUCCUGAAGAGACCCUGAGGGAGCUCCUGAGGGAUCAGGCUCACCUUCAGCCACUUCCAACCCAGGUAGUUGCAAGGGGUUCCCACAAUCCGAGCCUUCUGGGAAACCAGACUUUCUCUCCUCCCAGCCGCCCCACUGUUGGGCUGACCCCGGUGGCUGAACUUGAGCUCUCCUCGGGCUCAGGGUCCCUGUUUACGGCUGAGCCUAGUGUGACCACAUCUGGGAGCCUACUGACCAGAUCCCCAACCCCAGCCCCCUUCUCCCCAUUCAACCCCACUUCCCUCAUUAAGAUGGAGCCCCAUGACAUAUAAACGGAGGGCUUGGGGGGAAGUGUGACCCACCAGGCAAAGUGGAGCAGCAUUUGUAUAUGGACUUCCUCUAAGAGAGCCUGACUGAAGGAGUGCACCUGCCCUUAUAUUUCAGUGGGGGGUCAGUACACCACACCCCCGUGCCCCACCCCUGCCCGGCGUCACCAUGGCCAAGACAGGCCCAGUCGGAGCAUCCCUGGUGUCAGACCACAGCUUUCAAGAGCACUAGGGGCUAUGUUCUUGUCGGGGUAAUAGGCUGACUUGGUGACGGAGGGCAGACCUCCUGAGACGUCUGAAGCCCGGGCUGGGGUAGGGGCUUCGUGAGAAGAGUCUUUUUGCCUGACUGUAUUUCACCAUCUUCUUUCCCUCCACAGAGUACUUACUAUCCCGUACGUGAAUAUCUCUGUAUGUAUUUGUGUGUACUCGUGGGUCUGUAUCUCCAUUUCUUUGGUGAGGACGGGGGUGUAGCUGUGAGGUCUUCAAGGGUGUGUGUCUCUGUGGGUCAGCCACAGAGAUGGGGAAUUUUCUGUUUUAAGGGAAAGCCUUCUCCGGUUCCCUUUGUACAAACCAAGAUUCGGUUGUUCUGAGCCUAUGGGGUACAGGUUGGAGCCCCCACAUCUGGAGAGAUGUCACAGAGCUGGAGCAGGUCCAGGGGAAGAGACCUUCGAUGAGCAUGUGUGUUGGGGAAGACGCUUUCUUCCUGGGGUCAGCCUCUUUGCCCACCAGUCAUUAGCCAGCAGGCCGGAAACAUCAGCUCCCCAGAGCACUUCGCUGAAGUGCCCCUCCAGGGGCAGACCCAGCCACAAUGUCCCCGGGGGGAGGGGGGCUAAAUUAGCUGGAUGUUUGCGCCAAGGGCUCGGGCUGUAAUACCAGCCUCCACGGGCGCCCUGCCCUGCACCCCGAAUCCUGGCUUCCCUCUUGAUUAAUUUUGCCCCUGCCGCUUCCCUGCUGGCAGGCGGGGCCGGGGACAGUCGGAUAAUCCAGUAGCGGUGUGCUUUGGGCCCACCUCUGUCCCCGCUCGUGCCUACUUGCUGCUCAGCCUACUUUCUACUCCCCUCACAGGUCGGUCCACCCAGCCACUUCCGCGACCGCUGCAGCAGACCACCUCCAGUGGGCCGCGGCCCCUGACCUCCAGCUUUCUCACCUCACCCUGAUUCCUCCUCCACGAAGACGGGAGCCAGCAGCUGUGAGCUCCCUGUUCCUCCUGUCUCUCCAUGUGCCUUCCUUCCAUCUUUCCUCUUUCUGAGAAGGGGUCAGCCAAUUUUCUCUUGAAGUCAACCCCUCGGCCUGGGGCCUCCAUCCCGUCCCCUGUCUCUUCUGUGAAUUCGCUUUCCUCUCUCCGCCACGUUUCAGAGCCUGCCUAAGAGCACUAAUAUGUCAGCCUUGGAAACAGUGAUAUUAUCUGGUGAAUUUGGUUAAUGUGAAUCAGUGCCUCAGGACCUUUGCUAUGUCCCUGGCACAAAACCAGCCACGUGACCUAACUACCUCCCCUGGUUGCCCUUCUCUCUCCUUCUGGUCACUGCCAAGCCCAUUAUCGUCCUCUUGUUCUCCCUCUUCUCCCCCCAGGAGGGAAGCAUACAUGGUUGUGCAGGUGUAUUUCUCACACGUCUCCAGCGCUUGGCGUUAACGUGAUUUUUUUCUAAUAAAAUCAGUUUAUUAUGACCAUUUCCUGGUGGCGGAAAGUAAAGCAUCUUGAAGAGGGUCACCUUUAAAAGUAAUUUUGGCACAAAGGUGCCACGUGGGUUGAGACUGGCCCUGCCCCCCUCACCCCAACCCCAUAGAACUCAUCAUACGAAGGUCUUCUUCGCACUUCUUGGCCCCUGUGAGCCCUCACAGCACAUGACACUACUUCCCGUCCCCUUCGGCACUAGCUGGGCUCAUCCGAGUUCUCCGUCACCCUCUCUCUCUGUGCCCGUGCUGGCUCCACAUCUACCACUUUACCUGUGGGUGCCCCCAAGGGC
Molecule: messenger RNA, 4421 nt
Organism: Delphinapterus leucas (beluga whale)
Lineage: Eukaryota; Metazoa; Chordata; Mammalia; Artiodactyla; Monodontidae
Source: RefSeq, a predicted model, not a curated record